AUGGCCUCACGAAGCUCGCGUGGGCGCCCCUCGACAUCACUCACAUCAGCUUCAACCUCGUAUCCCUCCUAUCUGUACGCUGACAAUACAGGCACGACUUCUCGUCCGAGGACUAGUCGCAGGAGCAAUGGUCGACCCGGAACUGGACGCCCAAGAACUGGCGCCUCAACUAUUGCUAGAGUCGAGGCCCAGCAAGUUGUUUGUGCUGUGAGCGAGUCUCGUGGCAUCUCCCCGACGGUUGGCCUUGCAUUCGUCAAUCUCGACACCGGAGAGGCAGUAUUGUGCCAAAUUUGCGACAGUCAAACUUACGUGAGAACGAUCCACAAGCUGAGAGUCUACGGCCCUUCUGAGAUAUUGAUUGUGACUACGGCGGCUAGUCCCAAGUCAAAGCUCUUCUCAAUCAUCGAGGAGAAUCUGGAAGUCCUCGACAGCAAGAUAACUCUUCUGGAUCGUCGGUACUGGGCUGAAUCAACUGGCUUGGAGUACAUUCAGCAGCUUGCUUUCAAGGAAGAUGUUGAGGCUAUCAAGAUUUCCGUCGGAGGCAACUAUUUCGCAGUUUGCUGUACUGCAGCCGUUCUCAAGUACAUCGAGCUUGGACUCACGAAGACAUUUCCCUAUCACUCUCUCAGAAUCAAGUAUGAACCCUCAGAAGGUUCCAUGAUGAUCGACGUAUCCACCAUAUAUGCUCUUGAACUAAUUCAAAAUCUUCAAACGCCGAAAUCUCGAGACUGCCUCUUCGGCCUGCUUAACGAGACAUUGACGCCGAUGGGAUCGAGGCUCCUCCGCAGCAACAUCCUCCAACCACUAACGGACCCAGAGACACUCAACACUCGCUAUGAUGCAUUGGAAGAGCUGACAACGAAAGAGGAGAUGUUCUACUCUACGAAAGCUGCACUGAAAUCGUUCCUCGAUGCUGACAAGAUAUUGACUGCCCUUAUCAUCAUCCCGAAAGAACCGAAUCUACAGCAUACUGAGCAAUCGGUCAACAAUAUCAUCAUGCUCAAGCAGUUCGUCAACUCGGUCAAUCCCAUCUACGAGGCCUUGACUGGAGCCAGGUGCACUAUGCUGGUCAACAUACGCGAGCUCUGUGCUCCCGAAAAUGUUCUUCAGGUUCAGCGCCUCGUUGAUGCCGUAAUCAACGAAAAUACGACAUAUGCAGGUCAGCCACUCGAGCUAAGGAAUCAACGCACGUACGCUGUUAAGUCGGGCGUUAAUGGACUUCUCGAUGUUGCCCGAACUACAUACAAGGAAGCCAUGGAAGACGCUUACCAGCACUCUACAGAGUUGAGCGAGGAGUACGAUCUCCCCCUUGAACUCAAAUACGACAACGCUCGCCAAUUUUACAUCCGGAUCGCAGCUUCUGAGCUCGAGCAGCGCCCUUUGCCGCCAGUGUUCACCAACGUCUUUCGCAAGAAGAACAUGUUUGAAUGCGACGAAGCUGUUCAAGAUCUAAUAACGGCGGUUCGAGAGCAGAUGUCAAUCCUCUUCAAAAUAUGUGAGAGUAUUGCAAUGCUGGAUAUGGUUUCGUCCUUUGCUCACACAGCUACAAGCCAAGACUAUGUUCGUCCUCAGAUUACUGACACGUUGGCAAUCAAAUCUGGUCGCCAUCCAAUUCGGGAAAAACUUCAACAUACCAAAUUCAUCCCUAACGACGUCUAUGCUACUCAGCAGACAAGAUUUCAGGUUAUUACAGGCUGCAAUAUGAGUGGGAAGAGCACCUACAUUCGAUCGAUCGCUCUCAUGGCCGUCAUGGCACAAAUAGGAAGCUUUGUUCCGGCACAAUACGCUUCAUUCCCGAUCCUGCAUCAGCUUUUCGCUCGAGUCUCCAUGGACGACAGCAUCGAAGCCAAUGUGUCCACAUUUGCUGCUGAGAUGAGAGAGACUGCUUUCAUUCUACGCAACAUUGAUCGCCGAAGCAUGGCUAUCAUCGAUGAACUUGGUCGAGGCACUAGUACGAGAGACGGCAUCGCUAUUGCUCUAGCUAUUGCAGAGGCUCUUGUUGAGAGCAGAGCAUUGGUAUGGUUUGCGACACACUUUCGCGAUCUAGCUACGAUCAUGGCAGAGCGGAACGGAGUCAUAAGCCUGCACCUUGCCGUUGAGAUUACCGAGAACGAUGCAAUGACAAUGCUCUACAAAAUAGCCGAAGGUGCUGUCCAAGAAUCCCACUACGGCCUUGCUCUCGCUCGCGUCGUACCUCUUCCACUGGGAGUCCUCGAACACGCCGAAGUCGUCGCGCAGAAGCUCGAGAAUAACAUCCUCAGGCGCAAGAAAACCUCCGCCGCUGUCAUCCGCGAGCGACGCCGUAAGCUGAUCCUUAACCUUAAGGAGCAUCUCGUCCAGGCUCAGAACGGAACUAUGCAAGGCGAUGUUCUGGCGGCGUGGUUGAAGGAACUCCAGAGGGAAUUUGUAGUCAGGAUGACGGCGAUUGAUGAGCAGGCGGCACAGGCCGAGACAGAAGAGGACAGCGAGGAUGAGGGACGGCCUGGUAGUCACGAUGGGGAGAGCGCUCAGAGGGAACGGUCGGUCAUCACGGUGGAAGAGGAAAGUGAGACGGUGUCCACGGGCGAAACGAUGUCGGAGUGAACUACGCUAUUGAAGAUGGUGGCUGUUCGGGCCCGUCUCAGCGCUUUGGGGAGUAUUCUUCUUUGGAGGCCCGCCACGAGAGGUUCUGCAGUUAUUGUCGAUUGACUGAUUUCGUUUCGCAUGACCCCUCUUCGAGGCGUGGCGUGUUGUUGCUGUGGGUAAGGGGUGCUGAUGCUGACGAUCCAGGCGUCGAGGAUUUGUCUUUUUGCUUUCUCAAAUCCUAUCUGGUAUGGUACUAUAUUACAGUAAUUUAAGCCCAGAAUCUAAAAUCUCAACACUUAUCCGCUGAGUUCAUGAGUUGAGCUAGCCAUUUAGGAGGCGGUGGUUUGCAAGAUCUCUUGUAG
Mytilinidion resinicola is the source of this 2927-nucleotide messenger RNA. Its product is annotated as DNA mismatch repair protein MutS. Gene Ontology annotation, biological process: mismatch repair; reciprocal meiotic recombination. The transcript has 16 exons. NCBI's taxonomy places the organism in Eukaryota, Fungi, Ascomycota, Dothideomycetes, Mytilinidiales, Mytilinidiaceae. The coding region runs from base 1 to 2583 and encodes 860 amino acids. Gene Ontology annotation, cellular component: nucleus. The record is from RefSeq and is a predicted model, not a curated record. Gene Ontology annotation, molecular function: mismatched DNA binding; ATP binding; ATP-dependent DNA damage sensor activity.